GCCAAGUGCAUGAUUCCAUAUUUCAACGCACAGUACAAAUUUGACAAAUACCAGUGAACAAGUGUAUAGUGAAAAACAAAUCCAAAAGAUCAAAAAUGGCUAAACAGGCCGAACUAGAAGUUGGCAUGAAAUGUGUCAAAUAUAUGUUAUUCGUGGCGAAUUUUAUGUUUGUGCUCGUUGGUUUCCUUCUAAUAUCCAUCGGAACGACGAUAAAAGCCAUCUAUGGAGACUUUGAAGUGUUUAUGGAGAACCACUAUUAUAGCGCGGCCAAAUUGGCAAUUGCUAUUGGAGUCAUCAUCUUCUUCGUAGCCCUAUUUGGGUGCGUUGGAGCUGUCAAGGAGAGCGUAUGUCUCGUCAAUACGUAUGCUUUCUUCCUUUUCUGCGUCCUCAUUUUGGAAGUCUCCGUCAGCAUCGCCGCCUAUGUGAUGAGAGGUAACUUGGAGAGCACGCUUAAGAGAAACAUGUUGAAUUCUUUGCAAUAUAACGAAUCAUACACCACUCAGUAUACCUGGAACGCAACGCAGUACAAUUUGCGUUGCUGUGGUGUAACCGGGCCAUCAGAUUGGAGCGACGUCAGCGACCUCUACGACCUUAAUACAGUAGUAGGCACCGAUAACACCACCAUUUUCCUCGUUCCUGACACCUGCUGUAUCAAUGAGAGCUGCACGAGUGAGGACAGUAUUUAUGAGUUUGGUUGCCUCAAUAGAAUUACUUACAUCGUGUCGGAGUGCGCUUUACUCUUAGCUGUUGGAGCUUUAUGUGUGUCGUUUAUACAGAUCCUGGGUAUCAUAUUCUCCCACCUUCUGGCUAGGUCGAUUAGACGUCUCAAGACCCAGAUGGCUGUGGAGAAGAUGGAAAGAAGACAACACAUUUACGAACAACUCGCCAAGUCGGGCCAGAGCGAAAAGGUGUCGCCUGUGCUUUACACACCUACUUCUUCCGAAGCUUAGUAUCAAAUAAGGAACAGAAAUUGAAAAAAGUAUUCACUGUGUUGGAUUUAUAGGGUAGGUAUGUAAUUUUAUUUAAUGUGUAAGAUAUUGUUUCAUUGUGUUUAUGUAAAUACAAUAUUUUAGUUCUGUGUAAACUGUAUUUAAAAAUACAAUUGCAGUUUAUAUUUUUGA
Anoplophora glabripennis (Asian longhorned beetle) is the source of this 1121-nucleotide messenger RNA. Its product is annotated as CD63 antigen-like. The record is from RefSeq and is a predicted model, not a curated record. Bases 96 to 950 code for a protein of 284 amino acids. Lineage: Eukaryota; Metazoa; Arthropoda; Insecta; Coleoptera; Cerambycidae. Gene Ontology annotation, cellular component: membrane. The transcript is spliced from 5 exons.